Molecule: messenger RNA, 423 nt
Organism: Emericellopsis cladophorae
Lineage: Eukaryota; Fungi; Ascomycota; Sordariomycetes; Hypocreales; Bionectriaceae
Product: Alpha-ketoglutarate-dependent taurine dioxygenase
Exons: 2
Coding region: 1-423 (140 amino acids)
Source: RefSeq, a predicted model, not a curated record
AUGGCUCCCUCAGCUACCGAGAUCAACCUCCCGUCCGAUAUCAGGUCUGUCCAUGGUACAAAGGGCCCUAGAAAAUGUCUAGCCACCCUAGGACAUGCUGGGUCUGCCGUACCAACCGACGAGUCGCUCCCCGAGGUUCUCGCUGACCACCGCGGACCCUUGGAACUCUCUGGUGCUCCUGAUGGAUUCAAGCACUUUGAGUCUACACCUGUCAUUGGACUAACAGAAGCAAUCUCCCAUCGCCGCGUGGUCUUCUUCCACAAGCAAGAUGAAAUUACCAACGAUCUGCAGAAGGAAUUGGUCGGCCACCUCGGCAAGCUCGCUGGAACGUCGGCCUCUUCAGGGCUGCACAGCCACCCAGUCAUGAAUGCUAGCCGAGAAGAUAACCGUGACGAUGCGAUCAGUGUCAUCUCCUCAGUCUGA